This is a messenger RNA of Brassica rapa (field mustard), 4708 nucleotides long. RefSeq names its product UDP-galactose/UDP-glucose transporter 5B. NCBI's taxonomy places the organism in Eukaryota, Viridiplantae, Streptophyta, Magnoliopsida, Brassicales, Brassicaceae. Gene Ontology annotation, cellular component: Golgi membrane; endoplasmic reticulum membrane. Gene Ontology annotation, molecular function: 3'-phosphoadenosine 5'-phosphosulfate transmembrane transporter activity. Gene Ontology annotation, biological process: transmembrane transport; 3'-phosphoadenosine 5'-phosphosulfate transport. The record is from RefSeq and is a predicted model, not a curated record.
UUUUUUCAUUUAUUUCUGUUUAAGAAAUUUCUCCAUGAUGGAAAAGAUCAGUUCCCACUCUUUUAAUCAAUCUUUACGGUAAGAUAUCAUUUUUAUAUCUUUAUUAUAUGUACCACUAAGAGACUAGAGCUUCAACUUUUCCUUGAAAAAAUGUUUUAAAUUUCAGUGAAAAAGAAAAACAAAAAAGGAAGAAAAGGAUGGCUGCUUAAAAGUAUGCAAGCAACCAAUUUAUCAAUUUUAAAACAAACAAAAAGUGGAGAAGGGAGCUUAAUUGAUAGUCAGCAGUAGCACAAAUAAACAAAUGAAGUAAUGACCAAAGAUGCAAUGACUGGCUGAUUCUCACCAAACAAUUUUUCUGAAUCUUUUAAUAGGAAUAUAAUAACUUGAAAAAACAAUUAGAGCAUAGGUAUAUCUUUCAUAAUUUGAUUUUACCUGCUUACCUUCCUCCAGAGACUAAUAUUUUCAAGUAUCACACAACAAAUCCAUUGAUAAAUUUCAUAAGCAAAAACACCCAAUAAGAUUAUCCUCUUUCCACCCAAACUUAUUGGAAGAGUGUAAAAAAAGGUAGUGGAUAAGAAUCUUCAAAUCACAAGGAAAAUAUCAAACUUAUCAUUAAUUAGUGCAACAAUCCCACUUCUAAGAAACGAAAAGAGCCUACGAACUAGCAACAAGAAGGGCUAAUUUGAGACUAACAACUAGGGGUAAGUUGCAAAUCAUAUAAACUAAUUCAAUCAUGUUUCUUAUCUUUCAAUGUGUCCCCAAAACGCUGUUUCUCCAAUGUAGACAUCAACUACAUACUGUUACGAGAAGAUAAUAUAAUGCGCUGUGAGUCUGUGACUAAACUAGGGGAUGACUGUCAACAACUGAACUAUUGAGAUAUCUGAAUGGAAUGGUUUUCUCAUGUAUAUCUGAAUAAGAGGAAACCUGACACGGUCAAACAAAAAGCUGGUUCCUGUAAAUGGCAUUGUAUUUUGUGCAAGUACACAUUAGUCUUAACGGAAUCGGAAUACCAUAAGCGAUAACUUUGUUCUAAUGAUCAUACUCUAGUCUCAACGGAAAAGGAGUACCGGAACUCAGAAUAGAUAAGCAAUAACUUUGUUCUAAUGAUCAUUUUCGCUUAAGAAACACCAACCAAACCUCUCGACUAUGUAUUAAGAGCCAAUAUUUACCACUGAGAAGACAAAGCAUGAACCCAUACGACUGAAUGUUACCACAAUCUAUAUGGUAGUUCUCGAAUUCAAAGCAAAUAUAAUGAUCCUCUCCAAGCAAAAUUAGAUUUCAAAACGUCCAGCUUACUCAGAUCAAAGAAGAAAUAUGAUAUUGUUUGACUUAGUAGUAAGGUGAAAAACCUAAGAAAUGGUAACAAGUAUACUCGCAACUGGAAUGAAACAAAAUAGUUGAUUGGUAUCUAAAUUCAAACAGUAAACCGAGCCGGAUUAGAAUUGAAAUAAAUCAAAAUUUAAACAUAUUGUUGUUGAGUCCACUCGAAAGCGGAACCCUCCAAAAAUAGGUGGCCCUCCAAAAGUAACAAGAGGUUAACAAAUUAACUCAAAACUAAAAAGAUAUCUUUUUGUAUGAAAAUAAAAAUUGACGCGCUUAACCGCUGCUUCUCGUCUCCUUCGCGUUGUUUACUUGUACCAAGAAUGUAAUAAAAACAAAAUAACCGAGUGGUUUUCUUCUCUCCUCUGAUGCAACAGAUUGGAAGAAUCCACUUCAUUUUGGCUACUGUUGGACCAGAUCAUUGAGGUUUUAUGUGAUUUUUACUCUGUACUCUGUAGAGCAUUUUCCUUGUAAGCUGAAAAGGAAGUUUCAGCAAAGCUGGCAGUGUGAUUCUACGUUCACGUUCAUCUUUUCAGGUCCAGGAUUCGCAAUGGCUUUCAAUAACAGUUGUAGCUUGGUGUAUUGGCGAGGUGAGUUUGAUUGAUCUUCAGAUAUUUAUUAAUCUUCAGAGAAGUACUCCCAAUGACAAGUGUUUGUGACAGUUGAAAAAAAACUUGUUAGCUCGUGAUUAGAGUAGAUUGUGAGAGAUAGUUUCUUUAGCAGAAUUGUGCACUGUCUAGAUGAAACAGUGAUGUUUACUCUUGUCUUAGCUGAGUGCUGAUGAUCAGAUAUUCAGAUAUCCUCGAGAUGAUUUAACUUGCCCCGGUAGGGGUCCCUAUUGGCUAACCUGUCUCAGGUGAUACAUCAUAGUGUACACAUUUUGCUUUUAGAUGUGAUGGCUUAAUAUGCUAUUACCCUAUCAAAGAAAAAAAAUCAAGUUGUAAGGAUAGUUCGAUAUUUUAUGCCAUCCAGGUACACAUGAUUUUCACAUCAUGAGAAGAAAAUAUAAUGCCUUGUGUUUGUGCUCUACUAAUGGAUUAUCGACAUCUGAUUGGAAUUGGAGAAAUAAAUUGACUUUAGUACAUCAUCAAUCUAUUCAAUUGACUUUUAGUACUAAAAUAAUCACUAGUAGAUGGAAUGAAAUAAAUUGAAAUUGAUGGUUCUCUUAACAAAAUCAUCAAACCAGAGUCGGUUUAGAGUCAAGGACACAAUCAACCAAAUAUUCAACUAUAUGUUGUUGGGCCCACACGAAAGCGGGACCCUCCAAAAAUAGGCGUAUGCCACUUAGCAUGGAGAGCACACGGUAUUCUUUAGUAAAAGGCGAAAGAAUAGUUCGCUUUGUGCUCACCACAUGGCUGCGUGAUUUGUGAACUGAGAAGGAGAUCUUUAUUUAUAGUGCAACUUCUGCUACUUAUUUCUCUUUGUUACCCGAUGUGGGACUCUAAACGAAAGGAGCAUCACAAGGGCGCUGCUGAUUUAAUAAUAUUCUACGCGGGCCUUUAUGGGCCUAAAACAAGUAUGGGCUUUAAAUACAAACUGUAAUCUUUCUUCCUUUAAGCCCACUUGCAAACCUUAACUGAUGUUCUCAUAUAUGGUAGUGGAGCCAUAGACCAAACUUUUUGAUCAAGAAUGGCUGGAAUGAACAAAGACCAGACAUAAACCAACCAGCCAGUAUAUUAGAUCCACCGAAGCUUCACAGUGACCGGCUCUUUACAAGGAUCUAAUAGAAACGACCACGAGUUUAGGACUAGGACUCAAACAUCAUCCUUCGUAUUAUUAUUUUUGGGUCAAAGAUCAUCGUACAGUACUUCGUGAGAAGCAUUUCUUCUCAGGGGCCACAUUUUAUUUAAAAACUUUACGACUGACUAAUCCUCUUGUUCCUUUGGAAGGUUAUCGUUGACCAUUUUGACUCGUUAUUUAAAACAUGCGUAUUAUCGAGUGCUGACGUGGCGGAUCCUUACAGAACCCCAGAGAAGGGAACACAACUUUUAGAAAAAAGGAAAAAGAGAAGAGAGGACGGUGGAGCUAAAUCGGAUCGCGUCGGAGAGUCGCCGGAAAUUUUAAUAUUUUCCAAUUUAAUCAGAUCGGCCGUUGUAUUGUAUCCGUUCGUCGUUUAGUGAGAGAGAGACGGUGGAUGGGCCAUGGCUGAGACGGAAACAGUAAACGGAGUGAAGGAGAGCAAAUUAUGGAAAGGUGUAUUCGCUGUCUCCGGCAUUAUGUCUACUCUUGUCAUCUACGGUGUUCUUCAGGAGAAGAUAAUGAGAGUUCCUUAUGGAUUGAACAAAGAGUUCUUUAAGUACUCUCUGUUUCUUGUUUUCUGCAAUCGCCUCACUACUUCAGCUGUCUCUGCUGGUGCUUUACUGGCAAGCAAGAAAGUUUUGGAUCCUGUAGCUCCGGUUUACAAGUAUUGCCUUAUCUCAGUGACUAACAUAUUAACUACAACAUGUCAGUAUGAGGCUCUCAAGUAUGUGAGCUUCCCUGUCCAAACUCUUGCAAAAUGUGCCAAAAUGAUACCAGUAAUGGUAUGGGGAACUCUCAUCAUGCAGAAAAAGUACAAGGGGUUUGACUAUUUUGUGGCUUUUUUGGUGACCCUUGGCUGUUCUGUCUUUAUUCUUUUCCCGGCAGGAGAUGAUAUCAGUCCGUACAAUAAGGGAAGGGAGAAUACUGUUUGGGGUGUUUCCCUAAUGGCUGGUUAUCUUGGGUUUGAUGGGUUUACAAGCACAUUUCAAGACAAACUGUUCAAAGGAUAUAAUAUGGAGAUACAUAACCAAAUAUUCUACACAACACUUUGUUCUUGUGUUCUCAGUUUCACUGGACUUGUAUUGCAAGGCCAUUUGCUACUAGCUGUAGAUUUUGUUUCUCGCCAUAGAGAUUGUCUACUCGACAUCGCUCUGCUUUCCACUGUUGCAACAGCGAGCCAGUUCUUCAUUUCUUACACCAUUAGGACAUUUGGUGCUCUAACGUUCGCUGCUAUCAUGACAACAAGACAGCUUGCAAGCAUCAUGCUCUCAUGCAUUUGGUUCUCUCAUCCGCUUAGCUGGGAGCAAUGUAUUGGAUCGGUCAUUGUUUUCGGGUCUUUAUACGCCAAAAACUUACUGAACAACAACAAAAAAUCACAAACUCAACCGCCGCCACCUCCAGAGCUUCCGCAGUAUGGAAAACCUGAGAGCUCCUCGUCUUGAUUUAACCCUGAAGACAAAAACAAGUUGAUAGUGAACUGAAAUUAGUAUUCAUAUAGUCAGACCCUAUGUAUUUUUUUCAUCUUUUUAAUUAUUUAAGUUUGUUGGUUCUCUUGUAGUAUGCUAUAUAUACAUGUGUUUCGAUGACAUCUGAUGUAGCCACUUAGACAUCGGACUGAUUUUCCCAACGGCCAGACCUUUAUGACACU